This is a messenger RNA of Esox lucius (northern pike), 19057 nucleotides long. It is a transcript of the gene plecb, whose product is annotated as plectin b. Gene Ontology annotation, biological process: wound healing; intermediate filament cytoskeleton organization; hemidesmosome assembly. The transcript is spliced from 37 exons. Gene Ontology annotation, molecular function: ankyrin binding; structural constituent of cytoskeleton; cadherin binding. The record is from RefSeq and is a predicted model, not a curated record. Gene Ontology annotation, cellular component: intermediate filament; cytoskeleton; focal adhesion. Lineage: Eukaryota; Metazoa; Chordata; Actinopteri; Esociformes; Esocidae. Bases 308 to 17260 code for a protein of 5650 amino acids.
UCAGACUAAAGAGAGGAACAGUACUCUUUUGAUUUCGUUUCUGGAGUUUUCAUUUUUCUUAGAGCUUCAUCCUUACAUUCUCAAAGGAAAACCAGAAGUGAGUGAAGAAAGAAGCGCUAAAAAAGAAAAAGAGAAUUCUUUUUGUUGAUUCGAUUGAAAAUCACGUGGCAGCUGGUUUUGCCACUGGACCCGUUCACAGAACAAGGAGUGAGGUCAUCCUGUAAUUCAUUCUUCCUUGGUGGAGUGGCUCCAGCGUUGCAGUUAGCCAUACUCUGAAGACACAAACACACACACACACAGCGCGACAAUGGUGGCCGGAAUGGUGAUACCCUUGGCCGACUUAAGGACCAUCUACGAGCUCCUGUUUCGCGACGGUGUCAUGGUGGCCAAGAAAGACAAGCGGCCUCAGACCAAGCACCCGGAGAUCCCCAGUGUUGGAAACCUGCAGGUGAUGCGUGCCAUGGUCUCCCUGAAGUCCAGGGGCUAUGUGAAGGAGACGUUUGCCUGGAGGCACUUCUAUUGGUACCUGACCAACGAGGGCAUCGUGUACCUGCGCGACUACCUCCGUCUGCCGGCUGAGAUCGUCCCCUCUUCCCUGCAGAGGGUUCGUCGUUCAGCGGCCACCUUGCCUGUCGUCCAAAGGGCAACACGGGGGGUUCAAUCAGUGGAGGGCCCGACGUCGUAUGUCCCCAAACCUGGCAAGGAAGAGAGUCGGGAGGCGAUGGCGGAGCGCCAGGGCUACCGUCAUAAGAGGAUGGUCACAGCCGAGGAGGAAGGCUCUGACUGGACCCCAAGGUUCAGAGGUCGCCCAGUGUCUGCAGAGUCAGUCAGACCAAGAGCAUCAUGGGAAUCUGAGGCCCAGCCUCCACUCGGGAAGGGACGGGGUUUCCGUGCUGAGACUUCAGUGAUAAAGGAAAGUCAGGUGAAGAGGGUCUCCACGGUUACCUUUACUCAGACCGCUGAGGAUAGAAGCCGUAAACCGGCGGUGACCUCCCAGGAAGAGAUUACCACCAAGGUCCACACAGAAAGGUCCAAGGUGCAGAAAAUCUUCACUACAACACAUGAUUCACAGGGCAGCAACUGGUCUGUCUCUUCUAAAACUGCAGUAGCUGCAGCUGCAGUAGCAGGGGCUACAGUAGCUGGGGCAGUGAAGGUCUCAGCAGAAUCUUCUUCCACUAAAGUGGGCAAAGAGAAGCCCAAGAAAGCUGAAAUGGUGACCAACUCUGAGGGGACCCUGAAAGUCUCUGUUGAACCUGUCACCAGCAAGCCAGUCAUACCAGCAACACUGCCAACUACCAAAGAGAAGAAAGAAGAGAAGUUGAAGGGGCUGCCAGAACCUAAGAAAGCUACAGAAGUGACCAUCCUCCAGGAAACCCCCAAAUUCACAGCUGAACCCCCUGUGUCAUUCAAACCUGAGAGCACUUCUUCAUUACUGUUGUUUAAUGGUGAUGACAGUGUUGUCACUGAGAAAAUUAUUGAAAAGAUUAUCAAUACUGAAACAAUGGUGAUCGAAGAUGCAUCCAAAUUGAAGAAGGAAAAAUAUGCUGGAGAAAUUGAGAAAGCCUUGAUUGCUAACAAACCACCUGUCAAGGUGCCGCCAGCAAAGGACCAGAAUACCCUUAUGGAGGAGGCACUGGAGUGUCCUAAAACCCUGUCAGCUAUCACAUCAUCAAGAAAGCCCAAGGGACCAGAGUCCACUAAAGAAACCAAAGCAAGUGUUCAAAUAGAACCAAAGUCUGAGGUUAAAAUAGAAACAAAAUCUAAGGUUAACCAGAAAAUUAAGCCUGAGAUUAGUAAAGGAACUAAGCCUGAGGUCCAAAAUGAAACUAAGCCUGAGGUUAAAAAGGAAACUAAACCCGAGAUUAACACAGAAACUAAGCCUGAGGUUAAAAAGGAAACUAAGCCUGAUGUUAAAAAGGAAACUAAGCCUGAGGUUAAUAAGGAAACAAAGGCUGAAAUUAACGAGGACACUAAGCCUGAGUUUUACAAGGAAGAUGAGGCUGAGGUUAAAAAAGAAACUAAGGCUGCAGUUAAAAAGGAAACUAAGGCUGAAGUUAAAAAGGAAACUAAGGCUGAGAUUAAAAAGGAAACUAAGGCUGAAAUUAAAAUGGAAACGAAGGCAGAGAUUAACAAGGACACUAAGUCUGGUGUUAUAAAGGAAACUAAGCCUGAGGUUAAAAAGGAAACUAAGGCUGAGGUAAAAAUGGAAACUCAGGCUGAGGUUAAAACGGAAACUAAACUAGAGGUUAAAAAGGGAAGGAAGCCUGAGUUUCUAGGCAAUACCAAGGCUGAGGUUCAAAAAGAAAUUGGGGAGCACAGAUCAGAUGGGGUUAAUGAGACUCUGGAACUGAGCAUCACUAAAGCUGUAGUAUGUCAAACUGCACCCCAGCCCAUUGCAGCCCCCCCAGUCAUUGUAAAGGAGAAGGAGGUGGCUGAGAAGACCAGUGUUAGUGAAGAGAAACGGGGACCAGCAGGCUCAUCUGAGGAAACCAUCAGAAUGACCUCAGUCACCCACAGCUCAGAGGUGAGUUUCUCUGUGGAAACAGUGACAAUGCAAAAGAGCAUCAAGACAGAGAUGUCCCAGGAAGCCCACAAACGUGUCCAGACGCAACACGCCCCAGUGCCCGAGGCUAAAGCCCCUGUGGAAACAGUCAUUUCUCCAAAGGCUAAAAAAGCAAAAAAGAAAAAGCAGCCUUCUGCCACAACGCCUGAGACCAGUACCACAAAACUGUUUGCCCCAUCUGUAGCUGAAACAUUUCCACAGGAGGUGUCAAUGAACAAGCCUUUCUUUAAGGUUAACCCCCUCAACACCUCUGGAGAGACAGUAAUAGAUGGCUCUCUAAAGAUGCCUUCUGAAAGAAUGUGGUCUGAGGAAACCAGCACGCUAGCAGCUGGGGCCCCUGCUUUAGACAAAGGGGAGGCGGAGCCUGCCCAGCGCUCGCCUGAAAAAAUCAAACGGGAGGACCCAAAAUCAAAAACAUCCUCCUCUGCCAGGGAAUCACCCGCUGCAGUCCGAGAGGCAGAGACCGCGUCAGUUGGAGCUGAGGCACGAGACAGCCUCCAUAUUGAGCAGGGCAGGGAGCUUCCCAGAGUUAUUGCACAACACUCAGGCACUCUAGAAGUGCAGAGCACAGAGCAGCAGAAGGAGAAACGUGUCUCUGUUCCUCCCAAGGCCUCGGACAAGAAGAAAGGCAAGAAACCCCCACAAACCGUUGCAGCCACUGCCCCUUUGCCAGAACAGCCUCACCUUGAGACUGACACUCAAGAGCAGUUUGUAGACGAGGCCAACAUGAGGAAGAAGAUAGUUGUGGUGGAGGAGGUGAUCGAGGUGCAACAAAUCACCAGCCCAGAGUCAGUGGCCGCUGGAGAGGUUCCUCCCCCUGUUGUACCGGACACAACAGGGGACGACCUGGACUAUGACGUCCUGCAGGCACUGGCCAUCGAACGGGCUCUGUUAACCGGUGGAGCGGUGGUCAAGGCAACCCCGGAGUGUGAAUGGGACCACUCUUUGGAUGAACCGGAGGGAAAGACCUUCCCCAACUUCGUAGAAGAUGAACGGGAUCGAGUACAGAAAAAGACCUUCACGAAAUGGGUGAACAAACACUUGAUAAAGCAUUGCAAAGCAGAGGCUCAGCGUCAUGUGUCCGACCUGUAUGAGGACCUGAGAGAUGGACACAACCUGAUCUCCCUCCUUGAGGUCCUCUCUGGGGACACACUGGUGAGAGAUGCGGUCAGGAACAUGCGGUUGCCCAGAGAAAAAGGCCGCAUGAGAUUCCACAAGCUGCAGAAUGUACAGAUUGCCCUGGACUUCCUCAGACACCGACAGGUCAAACUGGUGAACAUCAGAAAUGAUGACAUUGCUGAUGGCAACCCCAAGCUGACCCUCGGGCUGAUAUGGACCAUCAUCCUUCACUUCCAGAUUUCCGACAUCCAGAUAAACGGCCAGUCGGAAGACAUGACGGCCAAGGAGAAGCUUCUCCUCUGGUCCCAGCGCAUGACGGAAGGCUACCAGGGCAUCCGCUGUGACAACUUCACCACCAGCUGGAGGGACGGCAAACUCUUCAACGCCGUAAUCCACAAACACCAUCCCAGACUCAUUGACAUGAGCAAGGUGUACCGCCAGAACAACAUCCAGAACCUGGAGCAGGCCUUCAACGUGGCGGAGAGAGACCUCGGUGUGACUCGCCUGCUGGACCCAGAGGAUGUUGACGUGCCACACCCUGAUGAGAAGUCCAUCAUCACCUACGUUUCCUCCCUAUAUGACGCCAUGCCUCGGAUGGCAGAUGGAAUGCAGGCAAACGAGCUGGAGCUGCGCUGGACCGAGUACUACGAGCUGAUCACCAUCAUUCUGCAGUGGAUACGCCACCAUGUCAUUAUCUUUGAAGAGAGGAGGUUCCCCGGCAGCUAUGAGGAGAUAGAGAUCCUUUGGCGUCAGUUCUUGAAGUUCAAAGAGACAGAGUUGCCACCAAAGGAGGCCGACAAGAACCGUUCCAAACUCAUCUACCAGUCCUUUGAGAGUGCAGUGCAUGCUGGUCAGGUCAAGGUUCCACCUGGCUACCACCCCAUUGAUGUGGAGAAGGAAUGGGGGCGUCUGACUGUGGCCAUCCUUGAGAGAGAACGACUGCUCCGGAUAGAGUUUGAGAGGCUAGAGAGGCUCCAGAGGGUAGUGGGUAAAGUGCAGAUGGAGUCCGGUGUGUGUGAGGAACAGCUCAACCAGCUGGAGACACUGCUGAAGACGGAUAUCCGCCUCCUGAGUGCAGGGAAGCCGGCUCAGCACACGGCUGAGGUGGAGAGGGACCUGGACAAGGCAGACGGCAUGAUCCGCCUGCUCUUCAACGAUGUGCAGCUGCUCAAAGACGGACGUCACAUUCAGGCCGAGCAGAUGUACCGCAGAGUGUACCGCCUGCAUGAACGUCUGGUGAACCUGCGAACUGACUACAACCUGCGUCUCAAGUCGUCCAUGGUGACCAGCCAGGUGAUCCAGUCACCGACACUCUCGCAGCAGCAGCAGUCCACCAGGAUGCGUCCCGAGCUGGACGAGGUGACCCUGCGCUACGCCCAGGACCUGCUGACCUGGGUGGAGGAAAACCAGAGGCGCAUUGACGAAGCCGUGUGGGGCUUGGACCUGUCCACCGUGGAGUCCCAGCUGGGCAGCCACCGGGGCCUGCACCAAACCGUUGAGGACUUCCGAGCCAAAAUCGAACGGGCCAAAGCUGACGAGGUACUUGAUGUAAAGCGGGCAAAGAGCCAGCUAUCUCCAGUCAGUAAAGGAACAUACAGCCAAUACCUGGCCAAGUUGGACCUUCAGUACGCCAAGCUGCUGAACUCCUCAAAAUCUCGUCUGCGUAACCUGGACUCGCUCCAUGCGUUCGUCAGCGCUGCAACCAAGGAGCUGAUGUGGCUCAACGACAAAGAGGAAGAGGAGGUCAGCUAUGACUGGAGUGACCGCAACACGAACAUGACAGCCAAGAAAGACAACUACUCGGGUCUGAUGCGUGAGCUGGAGAUGAGAGAGAAAAAGGUUAAUAACAUCCAGGCCACAGGAGACAAGCUGCUGAAGGAGGGCCAUCCUGGCAGGAACACAGUGGAGGCCUUUACAGCUGGCCUACAGACUCAGUGGAGCUGGAUCCUACAGCUGUGCUGUUGCAUCGAGACUCACCUCAAAGAGAACACGGCUUACUACCAGUUCUUUGCCGACGUGAAAGAGGCUGAUGAGCGGAUGAAGAAGAUGCAGGAGGCGAUGAAGAAGAAGUAUAGCUGCGAUCGCUCCACCACAGCCACACGGUUGGAAGACCUGCUACAGGAUGCAAUGGAUGAAAAAGAGCAGCUGAAUGAGUUCAAGACUCACGUGGCUGGGCUGAACAAGAGAGCCAAGACCAUCAUCCAGCUGAAACCACGCAACCCCACCACUCCCAUCAAGGGCAAACUGCCCAUCCAGGCCGUGUGUGACUUUAAACAGAUGGAGAUCACCGUCCAUAAGGGGGAGGAGUGUGCCCUCCUCGACAAUUCUCCUCAGCCCAACAAAUGGAAGGUGCUAAACCGGUCAGGCUACGAGGCGGUGGUUCCUUCAGUCUGCUUCCUGGUUCCCCCCGUCAACAAGGACGCUAUGGAGAGUGUAUCCAGUCUGGACUCCGGUCACCAGUCAAUGUUGUUAAUGUGGCAGACUCUACACAUGAACAUGAAAAGCCUUCUAUCCUGGCAGUACCUGAUGAGAGACAUCACUCAGAUACGCUCUUGGAACAUCACCAUGUUCAGGACCAUGAAAGUGGAGGAGUACAGGCUGGUGAUGAGGAACCUGGAGCUUCACUACCAGGACUUUAUGCGUGACAGUCAGGACUCCCAGCUCUUCGGUCCAGGCGACCGCAUGCAGAUCGAGGGCGACUACACCAAGACCACCCAAUACUAUGAUAACCUGCAGCGAUCUGUGGAGAAAGGACAUAUGGUUAAAACUAGAGGUGAGCAGGACGAAUCCACGUGCGUGACCUACAUCACUCAGAUCAAGGACCUGCGUCUAAGGAUAGAGGACUGUGAGGCUCGUACACUGGCCCGCAUCCGCAAACCCGUGGACAAGGAUGCACUCAAAGAUUGUGCCCAGAAGACCUCUGAACAGAAGAAAGUCCAAGUGGAACUCGAGGGUAUCAAGAAGAACGUGGACCAGGUGGCUGUGAAGACCGAGGAGGUGCUGAGCACGGCGUCCCAGCAGUCCAGUACUGCCCCUGUCCUGCGCUCUGAACUGGACUUCACUCUGAAAAAGAUGGACAAUGUCUACAUCCUUUCCUCAGUCUAUCUGGAGAAGCUAAAGACUGUGGAGUUGGUCAUCCGCAACACGCAGGGGGUCGAGGACGUGCUGAAGAAGUACGAGGACCGCCUGCGCGAGGUUCAGACCGUGCCCAAUGACGUCAAGGAGGUGGAGACUUACCGCACCCAGCUCAAGAAAAUGCGUGGAGAAGCAGAGAGCGAGAAGCCGUCAUUCGACGCGCUAGAUGACGAGCUCCGAAAGGCUGCCAUCGUCAGCGAGAAGAUGUCUCGUGUACACAACGAGCGUGACGCUGAGCUGGACCACUACCGCCACCUCCUGUCCAGUCUCCAGGACCGCUGGCUAGCUGUGUUCUCCCAGAUGGAGCUCCGCCUGCGGGAGCUGGAGCAACUUGGUCGCCAGCUGGGCUACUACAGGGAGAGCUACGACUGGCUCAUCCAGUGGAUCAGCGACGCCAAGCAGAGACAGGAGAAGAUCCAGGCAGUGCCCAUCAGCGACAGCAAGACUCUGAAGGAGCAGCUGGCCCAGGAGAAGAAACUGCUGGAGGAGAUCGAGCAAAACAAAGAGAAAGUGGAUGAGUGUCAUAAAUAUGCCAAGGCGUACAUUGACACUAUCAAGGAUUAUGAGCUCCAGUUAGUAGCCUACAAAGCACAAGUGGAGCCUCUCUCACCCUUGAAAAAAACCAAAAUGGAUUCUGCUUCAGAUAACAUCAUUCAAGAGUAUGUGACGCUAAGAACACGCUACAGCGAGCUAAUGACUCUGACCAGCCAGUACAUCAAGUUCAUCACCGACACACAGCGCCGCCUGGAGGACGAGGAGAAAGCUACUGAGAAAAUGAAAGCGGAAGAGAGGAAAAAAAUGGCUGAAAUGCAGGCUGAGUUAGACAAACAGAAGCAGCUAGCGGAAGGUCACGCAAAGGCAAUUGCUAAGGCGGAGAAAGAGGCUCAAGAAUUGAAGCUCAUGAUGCAGGAGGAAGUCAACAAGAGACAAGUUGUCGCUGUUGAUGCAGAAAAGCAAAAGCACAAUAUCCAGCUGGAACUGCAUGAGCUCAAAAACCUUUCAGAGCAGCAGAUCAAAUCCAAAAGCCAACAAGUAGAAGAAGCCAAUCAGAGCAGAGUUAAGAUUGAGGAGGAAAUCCGUAUCAUCAGGAUACAGCUGGAGACCACACUCAAACAAAAAUCUACAGCAGAGGAUGAGCUGAAGCAACUUCGGGAAAAAGCAUCAGAAGCUGAAAGGCUAAGAAAACUUGCACAGGAGGAGGCUGAAAAGCUCCGCAGGCAAGUCAAUGAGGAGACCCAGAAAAAACGCAAGGCUGAGGAAGAGCUCAAGCUCAAGUCUGAAGCUGAAAAGGAGGCUGCCAAGCAGAAGCAGAAGGCUCUGGAAGACCUUGAGAAGCUGAAGAUGCAGGCGGAGGAGGCAGAGAGGCAAAUGAAGCAAGCUGAAAUAGAGAAGGAGAAGCAGAUCAAGGUUGCCCAUGAGGUGGCACAGAAGAGUGCUGCCGCUGAGCUCAAGAGCAAGCGCAUGUCCUAUGUUGAAAAGACAUCCAAGCUUGAGGAAUCACUCAAAAUAGAGCAUGGAACUGUCAUCCAACUACAGGAGGAGGCAGCCCGUCUCAAGAAGCAACAAGAGGAGGCUGAUAUGGCCAGGGAGGAGGCGGAGAAGGAGUUAGAGAAAUGGAGGCAGAAAGCCAACGAGGCCCUCCGUCUGAGACUCCAAGCUGAGGAAGAAGCUCACAAAAAGAGUCGUGCCCAAGAGGAUGCAGAGAAGCUUAAAGAUGAAGCUGAACGUGAGGCAAAGAAGAGGGCCAAAGCUGAGGAGUCUGCCUUGAAACAGAAGGAGAUGGCUGAGCAAGAGCUGGAAAGACAGAGGAAGUUAGCUGAGGGAACGGCUCAGCAGAAACUCUCUGCGGAACAGGAGUUAAUCCGGCUAAAGGCAGACUUUGACCAUGCUGAGCAACAGAGAUCCCUGCUUGAUGACGAGCUGUACCGACUGAAGAAUGAAGUCAGUGCUGCUGAGCAGCAAAGGAAACAGCUUGAAGAUGAGCUUGCUAAAGUGAGGAGUGAAAUGAAUGUACUAAUAGAGUUAAAGUCCAAAGCAGAAAAAGAGAGCAUGUCCAACACUGAGAAGAGCAAGCAGCUCCUCGAAGCUGAAGCUGCAAAAAUGAGGGACCUUGCUGAGGAAGCAGGCAAACUUAGAGCCAUCGCUGAGGAAGCCAAGCGACAGAGGCAAGUUGCUGAGGAGGAGGCAGCUCGUCAAAGAGCAGAAGCUGAACGGAUUCUCAAAGAGAAGCUUGCUGCUAUUAAUGAGGCAACUCGCAUGAAAACUGAAGCAGAAAUUGCACUAAAAGAAAAAGAGGCUGAGAAUGAGCGACUCAGACGAAAAGCUGAGGAUGAAGCUUACCAGAGGAAGGCUUUGGAGGACCAAGCCAGCCAGCACAAGCAAGAUAUUGAAGAAAAGAUCAAUCAGCUUAAGAAGUCAUCUGAGAAUGAAUUAGAAAGACAAAAGACACUUGUUGAUGAAACUCUCAAGCAAAGACGAGUAGUUGAGGAGGAAAUUCGCAUUCUCAAACUCAACUUUGAGAAAGCCUCAUCUGGCAAGCUUGAUUUGGAGCUGGAGUUAAAUAAACUGAAAAACAUUGCUGAGGAAACACAACAGAGUAAACUCCAAGCUGAAAAAGAGGCAGAGAAACACAGGCAACUUGCCUUGGAAGAGGAGAAACGUCGGCGUGAAGCCGAAGAAAAGGUUAAAAAGAUAGCAGCUGCAGAGGAAGAAGCAGGCAGACAGUGCAAAAAUGCUCAGGAUGAAGUGGAGCGGCUCAAAAAGAAAGCAGAAGAAGCCAGAAAGCAGAAAGAGGAUGCUGACAAGGAAGCAGAAAGACAGAUCCUUGUAGCAAAACAAGCUGCACAAAAAUGCAGUGCAGCUGAACAGCAAGUUCAAAGCGUACUUGUCCAACAGAAGGAGGAUAACAUCAUGCAGAAAAAGCUCAAAGAAGAGUAUGAGAAGGCAAAGAUGCUUGCAAAAGAGGCAGAGCUUGCCAAGGAAAAGGCAGAGAAGGAGGCUGCUAUUCUUCGUCAACAAGCAGAGGAUGCAGAACGCCAAAAACAGGCAGCAGAACUGGAAGCAAGCAACCAAGCCAAAGCUCAAGAGGAAGCAGUGAAAUUGAGAAAGGAGGCAGAGUUUGAAGCUGCCAAGCGGGCACAGGCAGAAGCAGCUGCAAUAAAACAGAAACAACAGGCAGACGCGGAGAUGGCAAAGCAUAAAAUGCUUGCAGAGCAAACAGUGAUGCAAAAGGCUCAAAUAGAGAAAGAGCUCACAAAAGUCAGACUUCAGCUGGAAGAAACGGAUAAGCAAAAGUCUGUCUUGGAUGACGAGCUGCAGCGUCUAAAGGAUGAAGUCGGAGAUGCUAUCAAGCAGAAGGCCCAGGUGGAGGAGGAACUAUUUAAAGUCAAGAUUCAGAUGGAGGAGCUUGUCAAACUGAAACUCAGAAUUGAGCAGGAAAACCAGCGUCUUAUCGAAAAGAACAAAGAUAAUACACAGAAAUUCCUGGUUGAGGAAGCUGAGAAUAUGAAGAAACUUGCAGAGGAGGCUGCCAGACUCAGUGUGGAAGCCCAGGAGGCUGCACGCAUGAGAAAGAUUGCUGAAUCUGACCUUGCACAACAGAGGGCACUUGCUGAGAAGAUGCUAAAGGAGAAGAUGCUUGCUAUACAGGAGGCAUCUAAACUUAAAGCAGAAGCAGAAAUGCUUCAAAGACAGAAGGACCUGGCUCAAGAACAGGCCCAGAAGUUGCUUGAGGAUAAACAAUUGAUGCAACAGCGUCUUGAGGAAGAGACUGAGGGCUUCCAGAAGUCCUUGCAAGCUGAACGCAGGAGACAGCUGGAAAUCACAGCUGAAGCUGAAAAAUUGAAAGUCAAGGUUUCUGAACUUAGUGAUGCUCAGUCCAAAGCAGAGAAUGAGGCCAAGAUAUUCAAGAUGCAAGCAGAUGAGAUUAGUGCCCGUCUUCACCAAACAGAGCUAGCAACCAAAGAGAUAUUUACUGUUGUGGAAGUCCAGAAAUUGAGCAGCAGUAGAGAGUCUGAUGAGCUACGCAAAGCCAUCGCUGACCUUGAAAUGGAGAAGGCCAAACUGAAAAAGGAGGCAGAAGAUCUGCAGAAUAAAUCUAAAGAGAUGGCCAAUGCACAGCAAAAACAAAUCCAACUUGAGAAGACGGUACUCCAGCAGACCUUCAUCACAGAGAAAGAGGAGCUUUUGAAGAAAGAGAAACAAAUUGAAGAAGAGAAGAAGAAGCUGGAGAAUCAGUUUGAGGAGGAGGUCAAGAAGGCUAGGGCCCUAAAAGAAGAACAGGAACGCCAGAGGAAACAAAUGGAGGAGGAGAAAAAUAAACUUCAGGCUACUAUGGAUGCUGCCCUCAACAAACAAAAAGAGGCUGAGAAGGAAAUGCUCAACAAGCAAAAAGAGAUGCAGGAGCUUGAAAGGAAAAGAAUUGAGCAAGAAAAGCUGCUUGCUGAGGAGAACAAGAAACUUCGUGAAAAACUGCAGCAACUCGAGGUCGCCCAUAAAGAACCUGUCUUCCACACCAGAGAAAUUGAUAUCCAGACUGACCAUGUACCUGAGGAUGAACUGAUCCACAAAACCGAGGUGGGGACAACCAAGCAGGUUAUUAAUGGCCAAAGUGUUCUGGAUGAGGUUGACAGCAAGAAGGAUAAACUGUCAUUUGAUGGCAUUCGCGAGAAAGUACCUGCAAGCAGACUUUAUGACGUUGGACUUUUGUCCAAAAAGGAAUUUGAUAAACUGAAGAAAGGCAAAACAACUGUGGAAGAACUCAGCCAGACUGAUAAGUUAAGAACCAUUCUGAAGGGCACAAACUGUAUAGCAGGUGUCUUAACACAGUCUAAUCAGAAAAUGCCAAUAUAUCAAGCUAUGAAAGAGAAGAAGAUUACUCCUAGCUGGGCUUACAUCCUCUUGGAGGCACAAGCAGCAACUGGCUAUGUAGUAGACCCAAUUAAAAAUAAGAAACUCACUGUCAGUGAGGCUGUGAAGGAUGGCCUUAUCGGGCCAGAACUGCACAAUAAAAUGUUGUCUGCUGAGAGAGCUGUCACCGGUUAUAAAGAUCCUUACACUGGUAACAAGAUCUCACUCUUUGAAGCUAUGAAGAAGGACUUGAUUGACCGAGACCAUGCCCUCAGGCAACUUGAAGCUCAAAUGGCAACUGGUGGAAUCAUUGACCCAAUAAACAGCCACCGUGUGCCUAUUGAGACUGCAUACAAGCAGGGGCUUUUUGACACUGAGAUGAACAAGAUUUUGGAGGAGGUUUCAGAAGAUACCAAGGGAUUCUUUGAUCCUAACACCCAGGAGGAUGUAACAUACAAUGAGCUCAUGCAGAGAUGCAGCACAGAUCCUGAGACUGGACUGCUGCUCCUUCCCAUCACUGACAAGGCUGCUCUGAGCUCUGCUACCUACACAGAAGAGGAGACAAAGGAUGUGUUCAACAAAACCACUGUCUCUGUGCCAUUUGGAAAAUUCCAAGGAAAGACUGUAACCAUCUGGGAAAUAAUAAAUUCAGAGUACUUUACUGAGGACCAGAGAAAGAAUUUGAUUCGUCAAUACAAGACAGGAAAGAUCACAGUAGAAAAAAUCAUCAGAAUUGUAAUCACUAUGGUAGAAGAAAAGGAGAAGAAGAAUGAAAUUGCUUUUGAUGGUCUGAGGGCUCCUGUUCCAGCUACUGAACUUCUUGAGUCCAAGAUUAUUGACAAAGACCUCUACAAUAAGCUGCACAAAGGCAAUACAACAAUCAAAGAGGUGUCUGAAAUGGAACCUGUUCGCAAAGCCUUGAAAGGUACCAACUGCAUUGCUGGAGUAGUUAUUGACUCAACUAAGGAGACUAUGUCUUUCUAUGAAGCCAUGAAGAAGGAUAUGAUGAGAGCAGGACCUGCUUUAAAUUUGCUGGAAGCACAAGCAGGAACAGGAUUUGUUGUUGAUCCUGUAAACAAUCAAAAGUUUACAGUCGAUGAAGCUGUGAAAGCAGCUGUCAUUGGUCCUGAGCUACAUGAAAAACUACUGUCAGCGGAGAGAGGUGUAACAGGCUAUAAAGAUCCCUACACAGGAAAGACAGUGUCUUUGUUCCAGGCAAUGAAGAAAGAGCUCAUUCCAAAAGAUCAAGGCAUUAGGCUCCUAGACGCACAGCUCACAACAGGAGGCAUCAUUGAUCCAGUGAAAAGCCAUCACAUCCCACAUGAUGUUGCCUGUAAACGAGGCUACUUCGAUGAUGAAAUGAACCAGAUUCUAAGUAACCCAACUGAUGAUGUUAAAGGAUUCUUUGACCCCAACACAAAUGAAAAUGUCACAUACUCACAACUGUACAAAAGAUGUGUCACUGACAAGAAAACUGGCCUUCAGCUCUUACCUUUGUCUGAGCAAGCAAUUAAUGCAAAGAAUGAGAAUACAUACACAGACAUCCAAACCAAGGAAGCCAUGACCCAAGCAACAGUGGAGCUGCAAUCUGGGCCACUCAAAGGGAAGAAACUGACUAUCUGGGAAAUUAUAAACUCUGAAUACUUUACAGAGGAACAGAGAUUUGACCUGAUGAGGCAGUAUAGGUCUGGAAAGAUAACAAUCGAAAAGAUCAUCAAGAUUGUGAUCACCAUUGUAGAAGAGAAAGAGCAAAAGAAACAGGAAAAAGACAACUUCAAAGGACUCAGAGCCCCUGUCCCUGCCAAGUCACUGCUUGAUUCCAAAAUCAUUGACAAUGCUACAUUUGAUAUGCUCCUAAAAGGCAAAAAGUCACCUAAACAGGUGAGUGAAAAUGAAAACAUAAACAAGUACCUCCAAGGCUCUGACAGUAUAGCUGGUGUCUACCUUGAACCAACAAAGGAAAAAAUCAGCAUUUAUCAAGCAAUGAAAAAAAAUCUUCUGAGACACAACACAGGUCUUUCACUUCUAGAGGCCCAAGCUGCCACUGGAUUCAUUGUAGAUCCAGUGAGAAACCAGUACUUUUCAGUAGAUGAUGCAGUUAAAGCAGGCAUUGUUGGUCCUGAGCUACAUGAGAAACUGCUCUCAGCUGAAAAGGCUGUCACCGGUUACAAAGAUCCCUUCACAGGACAAACAAUCUCUCUCUUCCAAGCAAUGGAAAAAGGUCUGAUCAUUAAGGAGCAUGCCAUGCCACUAUUGGAGGCUCAACUGAGUUCAGGAGGAAUUAUUGAUCCUGUGAACAGCCAUCGCGUUCCUAUUGAAAUUGCUUAUCAGAAGAGCUUUUUCAGCAAAGAAAUGGCACACGCCUUCUCUGAACCAUCUGAAGAUAACAAAGCCUAUUCAGACCCCAACUCUGAUGAGAAAGUAACAUAUAAACAGCUGAAAGACAAGUGCACUAGAGAUCCUGAUUCUGGCAUGAACCUUCUACCAAUUUCUAAGCCUCAGGCACCGACUGUGGUGGAGAAGACAUACCUCUACACAGAGGAACAGACGCAGAUAGACCUGGCUUCCACCAACAUUGACCUCCCCAGUUCUAUUGAAGCCCUUGCUGGAGGCUCAAAAACUCUCUGGGACAUCAUGAACUCAAAUCUACUUCCUGAUCAAGAAAGGAAGAAGCUGAUGGAUGAGUAUCGCUCUGGCAGUAUCACUAAAGAGCGCAUGAUCAUCAUCAUAAUUGAAAUUAUGGAGCAGAGAGAGAUCAUCACUGGUGAAACUGUCAAGUCAUGCAACACAUUCAGACGCAGGGUCACUAUUGAGGAGCUCUACAAUGCCCGCAUCAUUGACCUGGAGACAUUCAACCUGCUGAAGCAAGACAAGAGAAACAUCCGUGACAUCAUGGAAAUGCAAAGUGUAAAGCAGUAUCUGUUUGGCACUGGCAGUAUUGCUGGUGUCAUGUCAGAUUCCACUUCGAGGAUGAGUAUUUAUUCAGCAAUGAAGAGAGGUUUGUUAAAGCCUGAAAUUGCCUUUAGUCUCCUGGAAGCCCAAGCAGCAACAGGAUUCAUCAUUGAUCCUGUAAAGAAACAGACACUCACUGUUGAUGAGGCUGUUAGGAAAGGUGUGGUCGGCCCUGAGAUCCACGACAAACUUCUAUCAGCUGAGAGGGCAGUCACAGGUUACAAAGACCCUUACACUGGCAAAAUCAUCUCUCUCUUCCAAGCAAUGAAAAAGGACCUUGUUCCAGAAGAGUAUGCUUUAAAAAUGUUGGAAGCGCAGACUGCCACAGGAGGCAUAAUGGAUCCCGAAUUCUACUUCCACCUUCCGGCAGACAUCGCCACACAGAGAGGAUUUAUCAACAAGGAAACAUAUGAAAUGCUCACUGAUGAAGUAAAGGGAUUUGUUGACCCUGUCACUGAAGAGAAACUGUCUUAUGCCCAGCUACUCAAGAGAUGCAAGAUUGACCCUAGCAGUGGGAUGCGGUUGCUGUCACUGGGAGACAAGAGAAUUAUGUUCAAGGGUCUCAGAAAAGAGAUCACCAUAGAGGAGAUGUUACGCUCUGAGAUCAUUGACCAAAAUACAGUCAAUGAACUGAAUGAAGGUCUGAUUUCAUUGGAAGAGGUUAGCAAUAGACUCCGAAAAUACCUUGAGGGCACAAGCUGUAUUGCUGGUGUUUAUGUAGAGAGGACUAAUGACCGUCUGUCAAUCUACCAAGCCAUGAAAAAGAACAUGAUUAGGCCAGGGACUGCCUUUGAACUGCUGGAGGCUCAGGCUGCUACUGGCUAUGUCAUUGACCCAAUAAAAAAUCUCAAGUUGACUGUCAGUGAAGCUGUCAAGCUAGGCAUUGUGGGGCCAGAAUUUAAAGACAAGCUUCUCUCUGCUGAGCGUGCAGUGACUGGUUACAGAGAUCCCUAUUCCGGUAAGACAAUCUCCCUGUUCCAGGCCAUGAAAAAAGGGCUCAUCUUGAAAGACCAUGGAAUACGUCUCCUUGAGGCUCAGAUUGCCACUGGCGGAAUCAUUGACCCACAAGAGAGUCAUCGCUUGCCAGUAGAGGUGGCCUACAACCGUGGCCUGUUUGAUGAGGAGAUGAAUGAGAUUCUCACAGAUCCAUCAGACGAUACCAAGGGUUUCUUUGACCCCAACACUGAGGAGAACCUGACCUACCUCGGACUGAUGGAGAGGUGCAUUACUGAUCCACAAACUGGCCUUGUUCUCCUGCUCCUAAAGGAGAAGAAACGUGAGACAAAAGCAUCAUCCACAUCCUCUGUACGCAAACGCAGAGUGGUCAUCGUGGACCCAGAGUCCGGCAAAGAGAUGUCUGUUUAUGAGGCAUACAGAAAGAAACUCAUUGACCAUCAGACAUACUUAGAGCUUGCUGAGCAGGAGUGUGAGUGGGAAGAGAUCACAAAGACAAGCUCUGAUGGCGUUGUCAAGUCCAUUAUCAUUGACCGACGGUCAGGAAGACAGUAUGACAUUGAUGAUGCCCUUGCACGAGGCCUCAUCGAUCAGACUUCUCUUGAUACAUACCGCUCCGGAAACUUGGCCAUCACUGAAUUUGCUGACAUGCUCUCUGGAAACAUGAGUGGCUUCCGCUCCCGGUCAUCCUCUAUCAGUUCCACUUCAUCUUCUUACAAUCCCAUGAGCCCAAUACCCUCCAUUAGACCACCUGCCACAAUAUGGAAUGACCCCACAGAUGAGUCUGGCCCUGUUGCUGGAAUCCUGGACACAGACACUUUGGAGAAGGUGUCAAUAACUGAGGCUAUGCAUAGGAACCUUGUCGACAAUAUCACAGGCCAAAGACUACUCGAGGCACAGGCCUGCACAGGGGGCAUAAUUGACCCAACAACUGGGGAACGAUUUGCUGUUGCUGAGGCAACCGACAAAGGGCUUGUGGACAAGGUGAUGGUGGACCGUAUCAACCUGGCACACAAAGCAUUCAUUGGAUUUGAUGAUCCAAGAACCAAAGUAAGGAUGUCUGCUUCCCAAGCUCUUAAGAAAGGGUGGCUGUAUUAUGAGGCUGGGCAACGUUUCUUGGAAGUCCAAUACCUUACUGGUGGGCUAAUUGAACCCAACGUUGAGGGCAGGGUCUCGCUGGAUGAAUCUAUCAAAAAGGGCACAAUUGAUGCCCGCACUGCUCAGAAGCUAAGAGAUGUGAGUGCUUACUCUAAAUACCUGACAUGUCCCAAAACCAAACUGAAAAUCUCCUACAAAGAUGCCAUGGAUAGAAGUAUGGUUGAGGAAGGAUCUGGCCUGCGACUGCUGGAGGCCUCAUCACAGUCAACCAAAGGCCUUUACAGCCCCUACAAUGCCAGCAAUUCUGGUUCUGCUGCUGGCUCACGGUCUGGAUCAAGGACUGGAUCCAGAACAGGAUCCAGAAGAGGCAGUUUUGAUGCCACAGGUUCUGGUUUUAGCAUGAACUUCUCAUCCUCCUCCUACACCAGCUCCUCCAGUUACGGUGGCCGCAGAUACAAUGCAGGACCUCAUACUGGGCUCAACAUUGAUGAGCUAGCACAAGCUCUUACAGCUCUAGCAGUGAUCAGGCCAUGCAGCUCAGAACAAGGAGCCUUUGCAAUGAUGAUACCGAUCCACACCACAGUUGCAUAAUUACAGGAGAAAUAUUUUGAAAUUAGAAAAACAUAUAAUUUAUUUAUUCUGCUCUGUGUGGUCACAUUAGGAAAUGGCUGGAAGUACUGGAAUGCAGUUCCUUAUAUAUUAGUUGUCCAAACCAAUGCCUUAUCUCUUCAGCCUUGAUUUCUCAAGAUGAGUAGUUACAUACAUAAAUAUAUUUUGUCUUUAUUGAUUAGUAUGUCAAUUUACAUUUUAAGAGCAAAUUUGGGGAUUUUCUUUUUACUUCAUAUAGUGACCACACCUGAUUAUAUAGUUUGCGUUAACACAACGUGUACACUUAUGCUUUCUGAAACUAAUAUAUGUACUUUGAACAGAUAUAUUUUUCCAAUUGCAUUUUUCUUUUUAAACUUAAGGUUAUUUUUUGUUUCUUUUUAUCUAUCUCUUUUAUCUAUUUGAUGAUGACUUGUACGCUAACAUAGAUAUUAAACUGACAUGUUUAGAAGAUAAGAAAAAAGAAAUGUCGCCAUAUUUCUGAAUGUCUGUAAAAAGUUUGACCUGAGUUUUUUGUCUGUUGAGAAAGUAAAAUAUGUUAUCUGGAAAAAAAUAUAUAGUUGCAGAACAGAAUAUGAAAACACUUCUUAAACACUGCAAGAAAACACUGUUGCAAUUUUCUAAGUUUGAUGAACUGCUUGCUUGCAAACAUCCCCAGUUAACAUUGCCAAUUAUGGUCAGUGAACAUGCCAAAGCCCCAAGCCAUCACCUUAUUUUCUUUACGAUUGCAUACUAUACCCACCAUUCACCCUUGGUCAAGUGUUCCUGGUAGACUAUCCUGAGAAGAUUUCAGGCUUCACCCUGCUUCCCCUGACAUUAGAGGCAAGGAUCUGCAUCCUGGAGGUUAUGUUGGUUCUUAUGGCUCAAUCCAUCAGCGUUCAAUGGGGAUGUGCAGAUACUCAGAUGGGCGUGCUGGAUGGGUCUCUUAAUAUGGAAGGCAUCUCUGUUAAACAGCAUCACCAUCCAGAGAUUCUGAUCUGCCAUUGAGUACUUCCACCUUUCUUCCAUUGUACCUCCAUCAUUUUUGCCGGCAGUUGAGGCUUGUGACCCCUGAUGUCUCCCAAGGAUACCAUACUAUGAACAAACUCCAUUAAUGUCUACAAAUGUUCCAACUUAAAUAAGACAAAUAGUUCCCAUAUUUUGGAUUACACCACUUAAAUGUAUAAAACACUAUGUUCAUGGACUUUCACUUGGUCAACCCCAUGAAUUUAAUAACAUUUUAAUAUCUCUAGUCCACAAAUUCUAAUUAACAUGAAUCACAACCAAGGUAAAUAGUUCUUGAGAACAUUUAGCAAUAUUUUGUAAGAAAUGCAAUGCAUGUACAUAUUUUGUAGGGAGAAUACGUUUCAACACAAUUUGCAACAUUUUUAAUAUUUCCUUUACAACAUAUAUUUUGAAGCUUUGUUAUUAUGUUACUUUUCAACCAGUGUUAUAGGUUUUGUUUUCCAUGCCAAGUAUGUUGUUUUCUUCUGCUUCUAGAAAAGAUUUUAGCUCUGUAAAUCUUUGUUUUAAUUUUUCAUCAUAUUUUUGAUAUCUAAUUUUAUGAAUUAUUGCUUUGCAUGUUCUACUAACUUGGUAAUAAUUAUUUGAUUUAAAAAAAAAAGAAAUAGGAUAUCUGCUCCUGAAAAACAUUUGUUAAAUGCAGUUUACAAGAUGUUUAAUCAAAACUAACUGGUUGGUUUUGCUCUUGAUCAGAUAUUUUGGGUUGAGUGGCAUGGUGAGUGGAAUUUGGUGUUUUGCGAAUAACACUUUAAUGUAAAUAAAUAUGCUAUAAAAAGGUUA